CCAGAGAAAGACGUGUCCGGGGCCGGGAAGGAGAAUCGAGGUUCGGCGCGGGCGGGGACGAGAAGCAGCGCUCGGGCACGCGGGGACGGCAGCCGGCGCGGGCGGGCGCGGCCUUUGUCUCCUCCUCUGGCGCUCUCCGUGGCUGCACCCGCCCCAUGAGCCCGCGGUCCCCCAGCGCCUGAGCCGCCCGCAGCCCCUGACCUGCCCUGCCCUCGCAAUGGCCGAAACUGCCUCCGGCGCCGGGGGCACGUCCCUGGAGGGUGAGCGUGGCAAGAGGCCCCCGCCGGACGGCGAGCCUGCAGCCCCGGCGUCCGGAGUUCUGGAUAAGCUUUUUGGGAAGCGGCUCCUGCAGGUGGGUCGGUACCUGGUGUCCCACAAGGCAUGGAUGAAGACGGUGCCCACGGAGAACUGCGACGUGUUGAUGACCUUCCCAGACACGACCGAUGACCACACGCUGCUAUGGCUGCUGAACCACAUCCGCGUGGGCAUCCCCGAGCUCAUCGUGCAAGUCCGCCACCAUCGCCACACGCGUGCCUACGCCUUCUUCGUCACCGCCACGUAUGAGAGCCUACUCAGAGGGGCCGACGAGCUGGGCCUGCGCAAAGCAGUGAAGACUGAGUUUGGCGGGGGCACCCGCGGCUUCUCCUGCGAGGAGGACUUCAUCUACGAGAAUGUGGAGAGUGAGCUGCGCUUCUUCACCUCCCAGGAGCGCCAGAGCAUCAUCCGCUUCUGGCUGCAGAACCUCCGUGCCAAGCAGGGAGAGGCACUGCACAAUGUGCGCUUUCUGGAGGACCAGCCAAUCAUCCCUGAACUGGCGGCCCGCGGGAUCAUCCAGCAGGUGUUCCCAGUCCACGAGCAGCGCAUCCUGAACCGCCUCAUGAAGUCAUGGGUGCAGGCUGUGUGUGAAAACCAGCCUCUAGAUGAGAUCUGCGACUACUUUGGCGUGAAGAUUGCCAUGUACUUCGCCUGGCUGGGUUUCUACACAUCGGCGAUGGUGUACCCGGCGGUCUUCGGCUCUGUCCUGUACACAUUCACAGAGGCUGAUCAGACAAGCCGGGAUGUAUCCUGCGUGGUCUUUGCCCUCUUCAACGUGGUCUGGUCAACGCUCUUCUUGGAGGAGUGGAAACGGAGGGGAGCAGAGCUGGCCUACAAGUGGGGGACGCUGGACUCACCCGGGGAAGCUGUGGAGGAGCCACGGCCCCAGUUCAGGGGCGUGCGGCGCAUCAGCCCCGUGACUCGGGCCGAGGAGUUCUACUACCCGCCCUGGAAGCGGCUGCUUUUCCAGCUGCUUGUGAGUCUCCCCUUGUGCCUCACCUGCCUGGCCUGUGUGUUCCUGCUCAUGCUCGGCUGCUUCCAGCUGCAGGAGCUGGUGCUGAGUGUGAAGGGGCUGCCCCGUCUCGCCCGCUUCCUGCCCAAAGUCAUGCUGGCCCUGCUGGUCAGUGCAAGCGCCGAGGGCUACAAGAAGCUGGCCGUCUGGCUCAAUGACAUGGAGAACUACCGGCUGGAGAGCGCCUAUGAGAAACACCUCAUCAUCAAGGUUGUCCUGUUCCAAUUCGUCAACUCAUACCUGAGCCUCUUCUACAUUGGCUUCUACCUCAAGGACAUGGAGCGCCUGAAAGAGAUGCUGGCCACUCUGCUGAUCACCCGCCAGUUCCUCCAGAAUGUUCGAGAGGUCUUGCAGCCGCACCUGUACCGGCGGCUGGGCCGUGGCGAGAUUGGCCUGCGGGCUGCCUGGGAGCUGGCCCGUGCCCUGCUUGGCCUACUGAGCCUCCGGCGCCCUGCACGCCACCUCGAAGCCCAGGCUGAAGAGGGUGUCGGUGGCAGCAGCGGUGGGGGGGGCCGCAGGUGUCUCAGUGGGGCCUGCGGGGCACCUGAGGAGGAGGAGGAGGCCACCAUGGAGCGUCGGCCAGCGGGGGAAGGUGGGGAGGUAGGGGACGGGCCUCGGGGGGGCAGGGAGGAGGAGGAGGACGAGGAGGAGGAGGAGGACGAAGAGGAGGAAGACGAGGAGGAGGAAGGCGAGGAGGGCGGCCUCCUGGACUGCGGGCUUCGGCUGAAGAAGGUCAGCUUUGCUGAGCGGGGGGCUGGGCGGCGGCGGCUGGGCCCAAGCCCGGAGGCCCUCCUGGAGGAGGGGAGCCCCACCAUGGUGGAGAAGGGGCUGGAAGCUGGCGUGUUCACGCUGGCCGAGGAGGACGAUGAGGCCGAGGGGGCUCCCAGCAGCCCUGAACGGGAGCCCCCGGCUGUCCUGCUCCGCCGGGCCAGAGGUGAGGGCCGCGACCAGGGCCCCGAUGGGGGCCCAGACCCAGAGCCGGGCUUGGGUGACUCAGCCCGGAAGCAGCGGCGGCAGAACCGGUCAUCUUGGAUCGACCCACCCGAGGAGGAACACUCAGCCCAGCUCACCCAGGCUGAGCUCGAGAGCUGUAUGAAGAAAUACGAGGACACGUUCCAGGACUACCAGGAGAUGUUUGUGCAGUUUGGCUACGUCGUGCUCUUCUCGUCUGCCUUCCCCCUGGCUGCCCUCUGCGCCCUCAUCAACAACCUCAUCGAGAUCCGCAGUGACGCCCUCAAGCUGUGCACGGGGCUGCAGCGGCCCUUUGGGCAGCGGGUGGAGAGCAUUGGCCAGUGGCAGAAGGUGAUGGAGGUCAUGGGCGUCCUGGCAAUCGUAGUCAACUGCUAUCUAAUUGGCCAGUGUGGGCAGCUGCAGCGCCUCUUCCCCUGGCUCAGCCCCGAGGCGGCCAUCGUGUCCGUGGUGGUGCUUGAGCACUUCGCUCUGCUUCUCAAGUACCUCAUCCACGUGGCCAUCCCCGACAUCCCGGGCUGGGUGGCUGAGGAGAUGGCCAAGCUGGAGUACCAGCGCCGGGAGGCCUUCAAGAGACAUGAGCGCCAGGCCCAGCACCGCUACCAGCAGCAGCAGCGGCGGAGGCGAGAGGAGGAGGAACGCCAGCGCCACGCAGAACAUCAUGCCCGCAGGGAGCGCGACGCCAGUGGCCGGGAGGAAGCUCGGGCUGAGGGCUCCGGGUUGGACCCUGCUGCCCCAGAGAAGGCCUCGGCCAAGGCCAAGGGCAGUGGGGCAGCAGGAGGCCAUGGGCCGGAGCGGCCCAAGCGCCCGGGGUCCCUGCUGGCACCUAACAACGUCAUGAAGCUGAAGCAGAUCAUCCCACUGCAGGGCAAGUUCCUGUCGUCCGGGGCUGCAUCCUCGCUGGCCGGCGCGGGGGCCAACCUCACUGCCCGGCCGCCCCCUGCCCCGUCUCCCACAGGCAGUGACACCCGCCUGCCGGCCUUCCUCAGCUUCAAAUUCCUCAAGUCACCCGAGACCCGGCGGGACCCAGAACGUAGCCACUCGCCGCCCAAGGCCUUCCACGCCAGCAAGCUCUUCCCCUUCGGCGGGGCCCGGGCUGAGGCCGGGUCCAACGGGGCGGGCGGGCAGGCCCGGCAGGACGGGACCCCCAGCGGUGGCAGUGGUGGUAGCCGAGCCCAGCGGAGUGGGCCGGCAGACGAGGCCGCAGCUGAGGAGCCGGACACACCCCGGCCCGAAGAGGAAGGCUCAGGGACAGCGCCGGCCCCGGUGGGCGCCCCAGCCCUCCGCACCCGCCGCAGCCGGAGCCCUGCGCCGCCGCCGCCGCCGCCGCCGCCGCCGCCGCCAACACCGCUGCCCCGGCCCCCGACGCCACCCGCCGGCUGCUGGCAGUGGGACGGGCCGUGGGGCUGCGGGGGCGAGGGCGCCGCCCCCCGCCAGGCCCCUGCCGCCGCCGCCGCCGAGUGUCCGCCCUGCGUCCUCGCCGGGUCCCUGCCCGCCCCGGCAGCUGGCGUCCUGCCGGGGGACGCCAGCUUCUACAGCCUCCCACCGCCGCCGCUGCCUCCCACCUCCGAGCCCCCGGAGCCCCCGGCACCGUCGCCCAGCCCCAGCUCCAGUCCCAGUCCCAGUCCCCAGGCCGUGUGCUGGCCCAGCGGCUGGCAUUAGCUCCGCCCGCCCUGCCUUCCUGUUUUCAUAUGCAAUAUCAAUCACGGACGGGGCGGCAGCCGCCACCCAGAAAACGCUGCUGUCGGUGUAUCCCAGUAUUGGUUGCCCCCUCCUGGGUCAGGGCUGGGGGCCUGGGGCCCCUCUAUCUGCCGUUUUCCUUUUGACCAGGAUGGGGGGAAAGGAAAGGAAACCCCCCCAAAACAACAGAAAACACACACAGAAUAGGCGAUUAUUUAUUUGUUUUUAAUUUAUUUUGUCAUAUUUUUGUAAAACGGCAGAAAUGCAAUAAAAAGUAUA
Molecule: messenger RNA, 4255 nt
Organism: Delphinapterus leucas (beluga whale)
Lineage: Eukaryota; Metazoa; Chordata; Mammalia; Artiodactyla; Monodontidae
Gene: ANO8
Product: anoctamin 8
Biological process (GO): chloride transmembrane transport
Cellular component (GO): plasma membrane
Molecular function (GO): chloride channel activity
Source: RefSeq, a predicted model, not a curated record